Messenger RNA from Solanum pennellii, 4243 nucleotides. RefSeq names its product regulatory-associated protein of TOR 1-like. Gene Ontology annotation, biological process: cellular response to starvation; TOR signaling; regulation of autophagy. The record is from RefSeq and is a predicted model, not a curated record. Gene Ontology annotation, molecular function: protein-macromolecule adaptor activity; protein binding. The coding region runs from base 986 to 3061 and encodes 691 amino acids. Gene Ontology annotation, cellular component: TORC1 complex; cytoplasm. Lineage: Eukaryota; Viridiplantae; Streptophyta; Magnoliopsida; Solanales; Solanaceae. The transcript has 12 exons.
GAUUGACAUCUUAAUGUUCACAUUUCUAGAAUAGAAAUCUUAUGGAUAUGUUGGAUCGUAGUUGCUCAACAAUCACUACUAUGUUACAUUACUGGUUUCACAAUUGUUGGAUAAAGUUUACUUAUUGCUUUGGUAUGUGUCUUCAAAUAGUAAUGCAAUCCUGUAGUGAUCUUCCAUUUCAGUGAUCCUAUUUGGGUUAUAUGUGCUACAUCUUAUAGUCUAAGGAGCUAUUAUCUUCAGAUUAUCCAGCUUACAACAUUUUCUUAGUGCUGUUUCUAUCAAUAAUAUAACUUUCUAAAACAGAAACAACUCUCUAAGCAAAUAUAAGAUAUUUUAGCUAUGUUAAGCACCAAUUCGAAGUUGAAUUCUGACUCAUUGCAUUAUUUAGAGUUAUUUUCUUUCGGCUACAGACAAAUUAAUUAAUGCAUGUUGUGCUGUUAUAAGAAAAAGUAACGAAAAACAGAACCUCCACGCAAGCUCCAUCAACCAAGCAGUAAAUUGGCACGGAUGAGAUCAUCACUAAAUUUACACUUGUAGUUUGUGUUUUAUGUUUUGUUAGGAUGUUAAACUAUCUUGAAUGCUCUCUUGUUCUUUAUUCUGAUGUUACCUGAAUCUAAUGAUCUAGUUUUGGAAUCUGUAAUGUUGACAGAACAUGUUCUUUCCUCCUUUCAUUCAAUGCUUGUCACUGAGCGUUUUCUUUCUUUUGAUCGACUAUACUGUGUAGAAACUAUGUAAUGUUGAAAUGUUGAGGUUUCUUUCUUUUAUUUCAGAGUCUUCGUGUUGACGUUUGUCUUAGAUAACUAUCUUCUUUGGUUUGUGUUUCUUGAUUCACUUUAAGUGUUAUGAUCCUCUUGUUUAAUAUUCAUUAGAUUACCCUUUUCCUGUGAGAUGAUAGUCUUGCCAGGUUGACCUUGUUAAGGAUGGUGGACAUGCAUAUUUCAUUAGAUUUCUUGACAGCGUUGAGGCUUAUCCAGAGCAAAGGGCAAUGGCUGCAUAUGUCUUGGCAGUAACUGCUGAUGGUCACAGACGGGGUCAGGAGGCGUGUAUUGAAGUGGGGCUUAUUAAUGUCUGCUUGAAGCAUCUUCAGGGAUCAACCUAUAAUGAUGUCCAAACUGAACCAUUGUAUCUUCAAUGGCUGUGCCUUUGUCUGGGAAAGCUCUGGGAGGAUUUCGCAGAGGCACAAGUACUAGGCUUGCAGGCAGAUGCACCAGCAAUAUUUGCGCCUCUACUUACUCAAUCGCAGCCUGAGGUGCGAGCUGCAUCUAUAUUUGCACUAGGUACUUUACUUGAUGUUGGGUUUGAUACAUCUAUGGAUGACAUUGGAGAGGAUGAAGACUACGGCAAUGAGGAAAAAACUGGGGCAGAAGUCAUAAUGAAGAGCCUUUUAAGUGUUGUUUCGGAUGCGAGCCCUUUGGUACGAGCUGAGGUUGCUGUUGCCUUGGCUCGUUUUGCCUUUGGGCAUAAGGUGCACCUGAAGUCGCUUGCAGCUGCAUAUUUGAAGAGUCAAUCUAAUUCCAUGCCGACUUCCUUGCCUUCUUCUACGGUCCAGAGUUCAGGUAGUGGCUAUACGACGCCAACUUGUUAUGUUCCACAUGGAAGUGUAGUUCCAUCUCCUAAUGCUCCUUUAUUGAGAGUGGUAGGUGACAGUCCGUCUAUCUCUCACGAUGGUAGGGUCUCGACUAGCAGCCAUGUUGCAACACCGGGCUUCAUGCAUGGAUCUCCUUUGCCUGAUGGUUCUUCUCAUCAUUCUGAUUCUGGAAGACUGGGUGAUGCUGCAAGCGAUGGUGUUGUUAAUCAUAUAAGACCCAGACCACUUGAAAAUUCACUCUAUACUAAGUCUGUGCAGGCCAUGUUUGCCCUGGCAAAGGAUCCAUCACCUCGCGUUGCAGGUCUUGGAUGUAGACUGCUUUCAAUUAUUGGGAUUGACCAAGUGUUCACCAAGUCAGUCGAGUCAACUGUUGAAUCCACAACAUCUCCUGGCCCUAGUUCUGCUGGAUUGAAUCGAUCAUCUUCUUGGUUUGACAUGAGUGGAGGUAGGCGUUUACCUGUGCCUUUUAGGACUCCUCCUGUCAGUCCCCCCCAGUCCAGUUUCUUAAGGGGAUUGCGAAGAGUUUAUUCUUUAGACUUCAGGCAUCGCCCAAUGAACUCUCAAGACUCAGGGUCAGCUGAUCCCCUCUUGGGUUCUGGUGGAUCUUCUAGAGCUUCAGAACACAGUUCUAUUCCUCAAUCAACCAUUUAUAAUUGGAGCUGUGGCCACUUCUCAAAGCCACUUCUUUCUGCAGACGAUGAUAAUGAAGAGAACAUUUCUAGGAGAGAAGAGAAGGAGAAGUUAGCUCUUGACCUCAUCACCAAAUCCCAGCACUGUUCGGUGAACAGACUGCACAAUCAAAUUGCCACUUGGGACACAGAGUUUGAGAGUGGUACGAGAACUGCUUUGCUGCAUCCCUUCUCACCAGUUGUGAUUGCUGCAGAUGAGAGUGAAUGGAUCAGGGUCUGGAAUUACAAGGAGGCUACCCUUCUUAACAGCUUCGACAACCAUGGUUACCCUGAUAAAGGAAUUUCAAAGAUUUGCCUCGUGAAUGAGCUUGAUGAGAGUUUGCUCCUUGUUGCUUCAAGCGAUGGCAACAUACGGAUUUGGAAAGAGUAUACUGCAAGAGGUCAACAGAAACUAGUUUCUGCAUUCUCUUCACUUCAAGGUCUCAGACCAGGUUCUCACAGUGUGAAUGCUGUUGUGGAUUGGCAGCAGCAAUCUGGAUACCUGUUUGCAUCUGGUAAUAUUUCUUCUAUCAUGGCUUGGGAUCUUGACAAAGAGCAGCUUGUAAAUACUUCUCCAAUAUACUCGGAUUGCAGCAUCUCAGCAAUACAAUCACAACUGGUGAGAAGGGAUGCAGCGAAGCAGUUCUCGUACCACUCUCAAACUUUGUGUCCCAAGUGGCAAUUUGAUUAUGCAGUCUGUUCACCUCUGAGACAAAGAAGCUUGUUUGUUCAACCCGACCUCAUCCCAAAGUGGAAAGAGUUGUUGGGGUUGGCUUUCAACCUGGACUUCAACCAGCAAAGGUGACUACUAUUGCCCUGUUUAUAUCUGGCCUGUCAAUUGUCAACUUGUCAGUUACUGGUUUCUCAGAAGACUGUAUUUUGAAAAGAAAAAAAAAGAGUUGUCAGUGCAUCUCAGGCUGGUGAUAUUCAGUUCCUCGAUAUGAGAAAUCUCAAGGCGGCUUACCUGACCAUUGAUGCUCACAGGGGAUCACUUACAUCUCUGGCGGUACAUCGUCAUGCACCCCUUAUAGCAAGUGGUUCAUUAAAGCAACUUAUCAAAGUGUUCAACCUGGAGGGUAAGCAGUUAGGCAGCAUUAGGUAUUUGUCCACCUUCAUGGCUCAGACGAUUGGAUCUGUAAGAUGCCUUACCUUCCAUCCCUAUCAAGUGCUGCUUGCUGCUGGUGCAGCAGAUGCCUGUGUUUCUAUCUACGCUGAUGAGAUUUCCCCACCAACAUAACAACUUCAUCGCUUUGUCACAAAUUCUCAGAUUGAGAAACAAGAUUUUUAGGACUUGGGUGUGUUCCUUUGAGAUGGUCAGUGGCGGAUGGAUUGUUGACAUCUCUUCUGGUCCCAGUCUACAUCUCUUAAUACAGUGAUCAGCUCACUGAGGUUGAUGUUGACAUCUUUGAUUAGUUGCUGUCAACCUCUCCUGAAGAGCUGAUCCGGCUCACGGAGGUUGCAUGCUGCUUAUUUAUUGAGCUGCAUCAGCACAGAGUGGCGGAAAGUCAAGAAAAAUCAACAUAUUGAACGGAAGCUUUGGAGAAAAAUUCCAUACAAAGAGUCCUUAAUGGAGAUGAUAGUUGGAGAUUAUUUUAAGCUUUGGAUCAACUAUUUCUGGUGGGAAGUAGCAAGUACCUGGUGUGUGCCAAGUUGGUCCCGACAACACGAUCAUUAAAAGAAACUAUUUCUGGUCACUUUCAUGUCAACAGCAAUUUUCUACAGGAAUCAACUUCCAUACCAAAGUGUGAUGAUGCAAUGAGUUUGAAUAGGAUUAGGGACGUGGCACAAAUAUCAAAAUGCCUAUAUUGCAGAGGAAAACUACUCUCAGAAGAAUUUGAUUGAUCCUGUCAUCUUUACAUUAUCUUCGUACUUCAAAAAAAAGUAUGUUCUUAUUGUUGUAUAUUGUAAAUGAUAACAAGGAUGAAAUUUAUCAUAUUGAGUUAAUUAACUAUUCACUUCAUUAAUAAUACGCUUCUACCUUUCACUA